This is a messenger RNA of Zootoca vivipara (common lizard), 8841 nucleotides long. RefSeq names its product early endosome antigen 1 (gene EEA1). Gene Ontology annotation, cellular component: early endosome. Lineage: Eukaryota; Metazoa; Chordata; Lepidosauria; Squamata; Lacertidae. The record is from RefSeq and is a predicted model, not a curated record. Gene Ontology annotation, biological process: endocytosis. Gene Ontology annotation, molecular function: metal ion binding; 1-phosphatidylinositol binding.
CUCCUCUGUCAGGGAGCGACGGAGCCAGUUGGGCCGGGCCGUGCGAGCAGGGCUUGGAGUGGCCCCGUGAUUAGGGGAUGACUCCCGGGAGCUCGCCGUGGUGAGCUCGGACUUGUCGCCGCCGCCGCCCUGGAGGGGACGUGACCUCCGCCACAAUGUUUAGGAGGAUUUUGCAGAGGACUCCGGGCAGAGUUGGAUCUCAGAGUUCUGAUUCUGAUUCAUCUGCAGUCCCAGGAAAUGUGGUGGAUGUCAACAAUGAGAGCUCUUCAGAGGGCUUCAUCUGUCCAGUGUGCAUGAAAAAGUGUGUUACUGCCACUGAUCUGUCCGAACAUUACCAUGAGCACGUUGGGAUAGAAACAAGAAGACUGGAGCUUCAUGAACUGCCUACUGCCACUGGAUUUAUUUGUCCUCUUUGUAUGAAGUCUCAUGGAUCAGCUGAAGAACUUUUUAAGCACUAUGAAGCAGUUCAUGAAUCUGGUAUUGAUACAAGCCAAGGAAGAGAAACUAACAUGUCUCCAAACAGAGAUGAUGUAACCCUACUACGGCAAGAAGUUCAAGACCUGCAAGCUUCACUUAAGGAGGAGCGAUGGUACUCUGAAGAGCUGAAGAAAGAAUUAGAGAAAGUUCAAGGGCAGAGGCAGCAAGAGUCUAAACCUGAUGGACUGGAAACUGCUGCAUCUACAGAAUUAGAAUCAUUAGAACAGCAGCUAGAAGAGAGUCAUGUACAAAACUUUAAUAUUAAGCAGAUGAAAGACUUAUUUGAACAGAAAGCAGCACAGUUGGCCACUGAAAUUGUGGAUCUUAAAGCCAAAUAUGAUGAAGAAACAAGCCUUCGACAAGCUGCUGAACAGAAAGUGGCCAGUUUGACACAAGAGCUACAAAAAGAGAGAGGUGCAUGCGAAGAUUUGAAAACAGAGCUGCUUCAGAGGCCCGGGGUGGAAGACGUUGCUGUUUUAAAGAAGGAAUUAGUUCAAGUUCAAAUGCUGAUGGACAAGAUGACUUUGGAGCGUGAGAAAGAAUCUGAGAAACUGAAAGAUGAGUGUAAUCAUUUGCGAGCAGAAUGUUCAACCUCAGAGACUACCAUAAAUCAGUUAAGAGCUGAACUUGCCAAAGGACCACAGGAGGUUGCAGUAUAUGUACGGGACCUUCAGAAGCUUCAAACAUCAGUUAAUGAAUUAACACAGAAAAACCAGAGUCUGUCAGAAAAGUUGAAAAAAAGAGAGUUGGGUUAUACUCAGUUAGAAGAAAGUCUAAAUGAAGAAUUACUCGGCAAAAAAAAUCUGCAAGCAACCCUUAAUCAAAGGGACGUGGACUGUCAGCAACUUCAGGCAAGGCUGUCUGCAUCUGAGGACUCAUUACAGAGGUUACAGAAAGAAUUGGGUGAAAGGAGAGAAGCAAGUCAGAAACUUAAGGAGGAAUUGUCAGAAGCUGAGACCAAGUACCAACACCUCAAGGCUGAGUUCAAACAGCUACAACAACAAAGGGAGGAAAAAGAACAGCAUGGCCUACAACUUCAAAAUGAACUAAAUCAGUUGCACAAUAAACUUCUGGAGACAGAGCAUCAGCUUGGGGAAGCACAUGGCCGGCUAAAAGAGCAGAGACAACUGUCAAGUGAAAAGCUGAUGGACAAGGAACAGCAGGUGGCUGACCUUCAGCUAAAACUUUCACGGGCUGAGGAGCAGCUAAAGGAGAAAGCAGCAAAUGCAACUGAAUUGCAGCAUCAGUUAGAUAAAAUGAAACAGCAGCACCAGGAGCAACAGAAUCUUCAGCAAAGCACGACAGCAAAGCUGCGAGAAGCCCAGAAUGAUUUGGAGCAAGUGCUACGUCAGAUUGGGGAUAAGGAUCAAAAAAUCCAAAAUCUUGAAGCCCUGUUGCAAAAGAGUAAGGAGAAUAUUACCUUGUUGGAAAAGGAAAGGGAGGAUUUGUAUGCCAAAAUUCAAGCUGGUGAAGGAGAAACUGCUGUUCUUAACCAGCUACAAGAAAAGAACCACACUUUGCAAGAACAGGUUACUCAGCUGAUGGAAAAACUGAAAAACCAGUCAGAAAGUCAUAAACAGGCCCUGGAGAAUUUGCAUGAGCAGGUGCAGGAGCAGAAGGCUCACCUAAGAGCCUCUCAAGACGGCGUUCUCUCCUUAGAGGCAACUAUAAGUGAACUAAAUACGCAGCUAAGUGAAAGCAAAGAAAAAGUAAUACAACUUGAUUUGCAGGUAAAAGCAAAAACUGAAUUGCUUCUAUCAGCAGAAGCAGCAAAAGCUGCUCAAAGAGCAGAUCUCCAGAAUCACUUGGACACUGCCCAGAAUGCAUUACAAGAUAAACAGCAGGAGCUAAAUAAGGUCAGUACACAGUUGGAUCAGGUUACUGCUAAGCUGCAUGACAAACAAGAAUUCUGUACUCAGCUGGAAGCCAAUCUUAAAGAGUACAAAGAAAAGCAUCUUCAUUUAGAGCAGAAAAAUGAAGAACUGGAAGGUCAGCAUAAGAAACUUGAAUCUGACAUUCUUGAAGUCAUGGGAAGCAAGGAAAAGGCACUUCAGGAGCUACAGGAGCAAAGGCAACAAUGCACAGAUUUAAGUCUGAAGGCUGCAGAACUGACCAAACAACUAGACAGAGAAAGAGAAAUAAUAUCUAGUACCAAAUUAGAUCUACAAAAGAAAUGUGAUAGCCUGGAAGAAGCGAACAAGCAGAUAUUGAAGCAAGAAGAAGAAAAUGGAAGACUGAAAUUGGAUAUUGAGAAAUUACAUCAAGAUUCAGACAGACAUCACAAGGAACUGGAUGGGAGGCUGCAAGCAGUGACAGAGGAUUUGCAGAAGAUGAAGUUGGAAAAAGAUACUCUAUUAAAGGAACUUGAAGUCAUCAAAGACAAACUGUCAAAAAGCACUGAAUCUUUGAAAGAAGCAAAAGAUGAUUUGGAAAAAGAGAAACAGAAAGGAAAGGCAGCAGUGGCAGAAAUAGAGAAAUCUUGUCAAGAAGCUAGACAUGAACUCCAGCUUCAGUCGGAAUCUAUAGCUAAAGAGCAGAAUGAACUGAAAAACUCACUGGAAAAGCAAGAAGGGAUCUCCAAGCAGCUGGCAACAGAGCUUGAUUCAGCACGUGCGCAAGUCCUGCAGAUUCAAAGUGUCCUGAAAGAAAAAGAAAAGAAUGAACAGCAGUUGCAGUUGAAGGUGAAAGAACUGAAGGAAUCUUUUGACCAGAAGAAAAAGCAAAAUGAAACACAGCAAGCUGAAUUGAAAUCAGCUCUCUUAGAAAAGGCAGAACUGGAGAAUAAACUGCAGCAGCAGAUAACAUUGUCAGCACAAGAGCUUACGGCAGAGAGAGAAAAGAUAACAGAGCUACAGAAGACCCAUAAAAAGACCCAAGAGAACAUGGAAAAACUUCAGUUGGAUUUUUAUGGCAAAGAAUCUGAGCUCUUGGCUACACGACAAGAUCUUCAGUCCACAGAGGAGAAGCUUGCUUUGGCCCAAGAAGAAUUGGUUUCAAACAGAAAUCAAAUUAGUAAUCACAAUCAGUUGAUCAAAGAACUUAAGACUGUAAGAUCUACAUUAGAGCAAGAUGUGUCUAAUAAAGAACAACAAUUGAAAGAGCAGAAUAAACUGUUACAGGAAAUACAGAAAGACAAGGCUGGAAAAGAAACGGAUCUGGCUAAUGAAAGAUCUAAAACAACUGAGCUUCAGAACAUAAGCACCAAACUGGAAAAAGAGAAUUCCAAACUAAGAGAAGAAGCCAGAACCUGCAAACAGGAAUUGGAAAAAGAGAUAACAAAUUUAAAGGAUGCCAAACAACUACUGAUCAAGCAGAAACUGGAAUUACAGGGAAAAGUUGAUAACAUUCAUUCAGCUCUUGAGCAGGAGAAAAAGAACCAAGAAGUUAUCAAAGAUCAGUUGAAAAAUAGAGAAGAAGAAAUGAAGAAGAAAUGUGCUGAGAUUGAGGCAAAACUGCAAGCUGAGAAAAAGGAAAAAGAUGAGCAAUAUAAAAGUCAUGAGGAGGCUGAGGGUAAACUCAGCAUGCAGAUCACAGCUUUAAAUGAAAAUCUGGGUACGGUGAAGAAAGAGUGGCAAAGCAGCCAAAGAAGAGUUAGUGAAUUAGAAAAACAAACAGAUGAUUUACGUGGAGAGAUCGCAGUACUGGAAGCCACAGUGCAAAAUAACCAAGAUGAGAGGAGAGUGCUGUUGGAAAGGUGCCUUAAAAGUGAAGGAGAAAUUGAAAAACUUCAGAGCAAAUUGAUGGAUGCACGAAGAAAACUGGAUGACACUACUGCUGCCAUGCAAGAGCUAGGCAGAGAGAACCAGUCGCUGCAGAUCAAACAUUCACAAGCCCUGAAUCGGAAAUGGGCUGAAGAUAAUGAGGUUCAGAAUUGCAUGGCCUGUGGGAAAGGUUUUUCUGUAACAGUAAGAAAGCAUCACUGCAGACAGUGUGGAAAUAUCUUCUGUGCCGAGUGCUCAGCUAAGAAUGCCUUAACUCCUUCUUCUAAGAAACCUGUUCGUGUCUGUGAUACAUGUUUCAACGACUUGCAAGGAUAAUUACUCACAGCUCUUAAAUGUUAUGCUAGAAUAAAGUUUCUGUUAUGCACUUCGUACAACACUCAGACUACUCUUUGGUUUGGGUGAUGAUUGUAACAAUGGGCAAAAUUAUAGUAUUGUUGAAAAUAUACAUAUAAAAAAGUCAAACAAUUGUACUUCUUGUGAGGCUGAAAUUAUCUAUGGCUUGUUUGGUUUUGAUCCUACAAGAGCUUCUGUGUCUAGUUUUUAAGUCCCCAGUAACUUGUAAAUAAAGUUUAAACAGAGGAGUAACAAUGUAUUUUUUUAAUCCUAAUUUUCUUGUUUAACACAUUUUAAAGUAAACACAUUUGCAGGGAUUUUGUGUAUCAAAUGCUGCUGCUCUAAUGGGAUGGUUACAAAUUAAUAGCUGCAUUGAAGUGUGAACGAUACGUAGCAGGCCCAAACAAGCAGCUUUUUUUGCUUAUUUCUUUUAUUUUCUCAUUCUCUGGGGAUUCCACUUACAGUGAAUGCUUAGAUAGUGGGAAACUGUCUUGACGUUUUAAACUUUUCAGGAUGUUUCACUACAGUGUCACUAUAUACUUCACUGAAAAUGAAAAGCAAGUGUCGAGCGUAUAGUGUAUGCUUGACAUCUCUAAGAAUACUGUUCAUCAUAUCAAAGGUACUUAAGUGGACUACAUCAUCCUUAAUAUGCAAGGUCUUACUCUGAACCUUUUUGAGGUUGGGACAUGUUUUUGCUGCAUACCCUUUCAGAGGUCUUCUGCUGUAUUAUUAUUAUUAUUAUUAUUAUUAUUAUUAUUAUUAUUAUUAUAUCUUCAUUGUUGUUCAGUUCCCAUGACAGGAAACAUUGCAUGGAAGUUCCCAGGGAAAAAUACCGUGAAGUGUGGGAAUUAAAAAAAUACAACAUUAGGAAAGAAAGUAGUCACCUUGGAAUUCCACCUUUCUCAGUGUGAAUUUUUGUCUCCAGUUUCUUAGUUCUUGCUAGAGAUUUGCCAUACCUCCCUGCCAAACGGAAGUGAAGCUCCAGGUUCUGCUAAUGGGAUAGCUUUAAAGUAACUGAGAUUCCACUACCAAGAGCCUUUCUCUUGCUUUAAUGAGGUACAUCUCAGUCGUAGGUUUUAUAGUACAAUGGUGUCAUGUUUUGUCCAAAUGAAAAGGUACUGAAAUUGCUCUUUUAAAAUUAAAAGAUUGGAUUUAGGCAGGAAAUGUCAUCUUUCAGUCCCAACACAGAAAUUCUUUUUUCCCCUUCUCUUUUGAUUUGAGAGGUGAGGAUAAUAUACAUACUUCUAUGCACAUUGUAAUUACACAAAAUAAUGUACUUUGUAAAAUUUAGAGUGACUAAAACACAGCAUGACAUUUAAAAUUAACACCUUUUGGAUAUGUGGUCUAUUUAAAAUGCUAUGAAGGAAGUGAUGCCAGCAAGGAAGAAUGUUGUAGACUGAAAAAUUGAAGUACAGCGCUAGGAAGAAAUAGAGAAACAAACAGCUUAACACAGAUAUAUUUGUAGAGGGGUCAUGGCUAGCAUGACCUUUGUACUCAGAAGGUCCUAAGUUCAAUCCCUCAUGCCUCCAGAUAAAAAAAAUGUUUCAUACAUUCCUGGUCCAGCAAAUACCAUUUUUUUGCCUGGAACUUUUGAGAGGCUGCUGACAAUGGGAGCAGACGACAUUUGAUCCAAUGGCCUGAUUUAGUAUAAAGCUGUUCGAAAAUGUCCAGAUGAACAAGUACAAAUAGGCUGUAUGAAACCUUAAAACCUCUUGAGUUGGAUAUGCAUGCUCCAUAUGCCAAGUUUACAUCUAAUCAUUCAGCGGCUACAUGUGUAGACAUUUCCCCCAUUUACUUGGUGUGGGUUUUUUUUAGGACUAAACGGUAAAGUAAUAUCUGGAGCAUCUAUAAGGUAAUUGGGAAUUAUUAGGGCUUUUACUUGAUUAAAUAACUCUUAGUUGAUUAACCACACCAGUUUUAUUCAAUUAAGCAUGCUUAUGAAUAAAUUCUAGUUUUGAAGGAAAAUAGUAUUUUGGUUUUAGAUGAUGCUCGCAUGGGUUGCAGCAGGCACCAUCUUAGAAAAGCCGUCCUUUGUUCUGUGCAACAGAAGGGGGAGAUGCCUUUGCCAUUCACAAUUUUUGUAAGUACUUGCAUUCAAAAGAAUAUCUGAAAACCAUCUGCUCCCUCAUUCAAACGGAUGAAUAUAUAUUGAAGUGCUUUGAUUUGUUAAUUGACAACACAUCACAGCUCUAGAAGUUGCACACGUAUAUAUGGAGAGAAAAAGCAUAAGGUUGGAUCCGUAGUUCAGAAAUUUGAGCUACUUCAGUGGAAACUCCCCCUAAGAACCUCAGGAAGGGGAAGAUAAUAGCAUUGUCACUUGCACUAUGCACUUUCUUUCUCGUGUAACCAACAUAAUAUGCAAGAAAUGAAACAGCUAUUUUGCAAGAAUUGACGUAGUAAUUGGUCCACAAGGCUAUGUAUUCUUAGACGAGUGUUCACUGAAAUUCCUAGAAACUUCAUUUUUGUUCGGAAUAUUGCAUCCUUAAUUCCUAAGUGCUCCAGAGGACACGUGUAUAUAUAGCAAAGGAAUUUACAUGGUUUUAACAAGCAUUGUUUGACUUAAGAAUCGAAAAAUGUGGACAUAGCAGUUUUGCACAUUUGUGUUAUUAGUUGACUGGUUUCCAUAGUUCAUGUAUGAGCUUUUGUUUUCUUAGUAUUGAGUUUCUCUAGAAUUUACAUGGAUGGUCUGUUUUCCAGGCCAUAGCAAUAAGUACAUACAAAAAUCCCUAUACCUAAGAGCAGACAUGUUUGUGUUCACAUUCUGUUUUCAACUGCUAAAUAUCUUAAAACCAGUAUACUACUUAAGAGUAGUAUGCAUUUAUAAAAUAGUUACAAUUUUACAAUGCUGCAAUUUGUUAGCAUUGACUGUUCUGUCUUGGUUAAUGGAGUGAUGCAAUAUUCUAUGCAGUCAUUGUACAGCAGGCAAAUAGAACAUAGUAGAACAUAUCUGAUGGUAGGAAACUAAUCUGUUUUCUCUUGUGUGCCAAUUAAAGAUCCACUAAGUUCAGUGAAGACUUCUUUUUUAGUCAUCGUUCCCUCCUUACACCCCAAUAUGGAAAAGUUUUACUACUGGCUUUGAGUUUUAAAGUAUCUAAACACAUUGUUCAUUGUUGAUAUAUAAACAGACUGGUGUGGCAGAUCCAGAUUUCCUAGUGUUGAUGCUCAUACAAUGUACAUUCUACCAUGUGGUUAAAUCCCAACUCUCGUCGCCAAAGGGAUAAGAAAGAACGUCACAUUGGGUUAGCAAACACUGAAACCUUUUAUAAUAGAAAUCUGUCCAAAAUGCUGCUUGUAUAGGAUUUGUCACUUUUGUAAUAAAAUUAUUAUUUAAAAAAACCUUUAAAAUAAACACACAACCCCCCCUUUCAUUCUGACACUUGAUGCCACUAUGUAAGAUUUCAUUUAAACUACCUCUUGAUAUGAAAUUAAACUUUCGUGCAUUUUGAUAGGAUUCCUUCCCUAUAAUGUUAGGUAUGAUUUGUGGUAACUGCCAAAUUUUCAAAGUGUUUUGUCUCACCAAAAAUGUAAUAUUUGGAUAUGUAUGCUAAUGUAGUUUCCAAUUAUUCUAGGCUCACUUGUGCUCUUUUGACCAAUGUAGUUUAGUUCUACAAGCUUGUAGCUGUUGGACAGGAAUGAAACCAUCAAUUCAAGCUGUCCUGGUCAUAAAUCUGCUGGACUUUAUCACCUGUAUUUAAUAUUGGCAAACUGGAUUGAACAUGAACAUGCCAUUAAAUUAGCCUCUUGUUUGCAACCGUCUAGACAAGAAGUUGAUAAAUGCUAUUAAGCUUAUAAUGGAUAUGUGCCACAAAAUGUACUGUCCUGUUGGCCUCUUUUUAAUGACUGGUUUAUUAUGGUCGCAGAUGUGAAUAUUGUGCAUAAUAUUUACUGAUUUUUAUGUAUAAUUGUAUAAAUUAGAAUUGGAAAAUUUCUGUGCUUACCUUAUAUUUACAGAUGUUUUAAGGUAGCCUUACCUACACAACACUGCACUUCUUUUUCAACUGGACCCUUAAACUCACAUUAUCUGUAGAUAGUCUUGCAUGACCAUUUUUAUCAGUUGGAUUCUCUCAAGUCCUCCUCUCAGUGGUGUGUUUAUGACUUGUGGUCAUGUAGUUGUGCCUUACAUUGUGAAAGAGUUUAGUUCAGUACGCACUGUAAUCCCUAAACUCUGCAUUUGGAAAGUAAUGAAAGCUGAGGAGUGACACCGUACAUCAGCUAAUUCUGUAUGAAAUAACAUGAGUGGAUACUUGUGGAAAUGUUACUUUUGUAUUCUAAUCUGUUAUUGGGCUGAAAUAAAAUUAGACAUUUCUAA